AUGCAUGCCCAGUGGAGUGUCAAAAAAGACGUACGCCAGCGCAUAUAUGAAAUAUGUACUGGUCAUCUCCAGUGGGUAUCACGUUUGGACACCAGAGCAGCCUCCUCUUCCAAUAUUUGGAUUGAUGGUAGAGAUGCCGAUCUUUCAGAUGAAGGUGGCCUAAUUGAUCUACCACAUGACAGUCCAAUCAGUAUGCCGAGCCACAUAAUAAAAGCGACAGAAUAUCUGAAAGUGUUUCCAGAUACCUCCGAUCUCGCUUUCGUUUGUCGAUGGUUGUAUGGUUUUGCUCUGAAGUGGUUCGAUCAGUUGAUUGAAACCAAGAAUCACAUCACGCCAACCUGGCAACACUCGCGCGGAUCAGACAUUCCCAAAUACCGCCUCAGUGAUCAGAUCUGGAUCUGGAAGGCAUUGAAGAGUCUCGAGGAUCUUGUCAUUCGAGUUGAGCAGGUACAGAAGACUACAUCCAAUGAGAUGCUAGAGAAGUUCUUACAAAUCAAAGAGAACCUCUACAGCCGUGGACCCGGGGCAUCAAAGCCGUCAACAAAGCUGGAAUUUAAUUCGGAUGGGCUGCGCAAUGAAAAUAUUCGUCGUUUUACUUUAUACAAUGAUGUCGCGAGAAGUCACAUGCUUAGCGUGACGCGCAGUGCGCGGGAAACUCGCUUCUUGCUCCACGAUAAGGACACCGUUCUUUAUUAUGGACUAGAAUGGGGAUUCUUCGACAAAUCCGAAAAGUAUUGGACAAGACUGGUACAUAAUCAAACAGAGCACGACAAAGACUGCAACGAUGAAGCCCAGUGGAAUAGCCCCCUCCGCUAUGGACUGGCAAUUGAAAUGGCCAAGCACAACCACCAAUUUGAUUCUGAUUUUCCCGCCUCAGAAAUGGCUGUCCACUCAAAGCAGAUUGUUGUGAACUCAUCAUCUGAGACUGGUCUCUUUCCUGGUAAUCUGAAUAACGAAAAAGAGCCAGCCAUUUUUGAGCAUGAGGCAUAUAGAGACUUCUACUUCCACUCUGGGUUUGAGAUUCCCUAUAUCUUAGUAAGAUGCGAAAAAAAGGGAAUGAAUUUGAGAAUAAUGUCUGUUGAGAAUGCGAUUGGUGACUCUGAAGAAAGACCGCCAGCUCCAAGUCCUGUUCCCAUCCGUCCGCUAGCCAGAUCUCCAACAAUGGCCCGGGAACCGCGAUCAUCAAGUAGGCCCAGAGAUAUAUCACCCUUUCAAGGUGCAAUAAUUGAUGGCCAAUUACGCGAUGAUCCGGAUUUCCCAACAAAGUUCCUGGCCUUUGGAACCAGCAGGACGCUGAAGCGGCAAAAUCCAUACGGUAGACUCAUCGAUUUGAGUAACAUCGUGGAAAUCCCGGAAGAAUGGCUUUACAAGUACCCUGAAUUCUUGGAUUAUGUCCCGCCGACCAAUGAAAAGGAGAUACUGCGAAUCAAGACAGAAUCUUCUCCUUCUAUUCGAGAUGAGAAGCUUUUUGGGCUCCUCAUCGCAAGAAGACCAGUUGUUGGCGAAUGCUACGUCAGGGUAGAUGACAUUCGCAAGGGCCAAAAACACCAAAAAUGGUCAAAUGAGAAGAAAAUCACGACCGUUAUACACAAAGAGUAUCGUGGGCUCUGGAAUCAAUUACAAAAAGGUCGCUCUGCCGAGAAAACCAAAAAGCGAUUAAUCUAUUUGCGAUCAAUCGAUUAUACUGUUGCGGCCAUAUGCUAUGUAUCCUCAACAGAGCGUGAAAGAAGCGACAUUGCACAAUUCUUUGAUCGACAUGCUAAGGUCGAUACAAGCUAUCUAUACGAUGACACUGCCGUUGUUUUCAACAGCUGGAUCACAGAGGUUCACUUCCGAUUUCACAAAUUGAAAGACACCAAGAUGGCACCGCAACCAGACUCAAGAGUUCGACGUCUCCGAUCCCAGGGAUGCAAAUAUCUUCAGCAUGAUGCACAUAUAGUUGAUGAGGUGAUUGGUUUUAGAAUCGUUGGCGAUUUCUUUGACCGAUACUGGACAUGUCAUGUUGUCCACACUUGUUCCAAGACAGAAAGCUCCAUUUUGGAUGAAAGCCACCAGAAAGAAAAACAUUGGCAGCAGCGUAAGGUUCUAGAGCUGAUCUUAUUUAACAGUAUUCUGGCCAAUGUAUGGAACAGCAUAGAUGUUAUCCUUGGGAAGCUUGAACUACAAUCCGGGAUCUUCUCCAGCGAUAGCUUUGAAGACCGCAGACCUGAUGAGCUUCUCAAGUGUUUCCAACUAUUGGUCAUCUUGAAAAAUAACAUCAUCGGUCUACAAGCACUAAUUGAGCAAUGGGACCGUCGAGAAAGUGUACGAGGACGAGGACGUCCACGGUGGACGCGCAGCGACGAAGAAAAAUACCGCAAAUCCAUCGAUAAGCAACUUGCAGAUUUUGAGGGCCAUAUAAGGGACAUCAAGGCAAUGACAGCCCGCAUUGAGUUCCUAAUUACCCUUGUAACAAAUGCACAAGAGACCAUUCGGUCCAAAAAGUCCUUAACGGAGGCCGAGAAUAUCACUCUAUUUACCUACGUCACGGCGUUCUUCUUGCCUACCGGACUUGCAGCCAGUGUUUUCAGCAUGAAUGGAGUUCCAAGUAGUACUGUUAUUGCUUCUAUGGUCAUCACGGCAGCUGUGGCGCUGUUGAUUACGGCAGGCAUUUUGUGGUGUCUACUCAGUCAAUACGUUAGAUCGCGGGCCCGGGACUUCCUGGGCCUUUUUCAAAGCGGCGAUAAACUGAUAAACUCCAGAGAGUGA
Penicillium angulare is the source of this 2748-nucleotide messenger RNA. RefSeq lists its product as uncharacterized. Lineage: Eukaryota; Fungi; Ascomycota; Eurotiomycetes; Eurotiales; Aspergillaceae. Gene Ontology annotation, cellular component: membrane. Gene Ontology annotation, biological process: transmembrane transport; metal ion transport. Gene Ontology annotation, molecular function: metal ion transmembrane transporter activity. The coding region runs from base 1 to 2748 and encodes 915 amino acids. The transcript has a single exon. The record is from RefSeq and is a predicted model, not a curated record.